AUGCCUAUCAGCGAUGGCAUCCCGACGGCCAUCCUCACAGCCCACCGGGGACGCAUUCGGGCGCUGCUUCUGACACUCCACGGCCAGCUGGGCCUCCGGGAGGUUGUCUUUGCAGCCCUGGCCAACCUUUCCCUGCUCGAGCCCCCAGGGCCCGCUGCGGCACCCACGCCCCUCCCCGACUAUGAUUGCUGCGAGCUCUACCAGGUCGUCACCAGGUCUCGCCGUAACCUCCUCCAGUGGCUCCCCCCGCUCCACUUGACCCUUGAAGACCUCCGGCGUGUCCAGACGCGUGUCCGGGGCGACGCCGAGCUCCUCACGUUCUUCCUUGUUGUGAAGCAGCACGUCACCCGGCUCCGAUACACCCACCCCCUGGCACAGCCUGGAGGUCCCGGGCUGGCUGCCGCCCCCGAGGCAAGCGCCCGCUGUCGGGACAUCGGGUACGCCGCAGCAGACCUCCGAGGGUCAACGCGCGCCAGUCUGGACCCCGCAGACCUUCUGGGCGGCCCCUUGGAGGACCCGGCGCUGGCUGUCUGCCGCACCCUCCGGGGCCUUCAUCCGGCUCCCUGGGUCCUUCCCAUGGGCGUCCUUGCGCAGCACUACGGCACGUUUCUGCAGCGAUCCGGGGUCCAGGGGCCGUUCUUUGUGCGCGUCGUCCAGAUGCCCCCGAUCACGCCCUCGGGUGGCCAGGAGUCUCGCCGGCUGUUUUCGCGCCGCCAGUUUCUUGAGGUCGGGCUGUACGUGCGGGCCGGAAGCACGCUCUACACGCUCCUCCUUCCUCUCGUGGCCGUCGGGCGCGCCCUCCAUCACCUCGCCGUGGCCACUCGACUUGCCGCCCCCUGGCCGCUGCUCCUGUCUCCAGACCUGCUCCUGGCAGUCCGUGUCUCCCCCAUCGGCUUCGCCGUCCACGUCCUCUCGACGUUCUGGACCGUCUGCGUCAUCUACAUCUUUCAGCUCGCGAGCGUUCCCAGCCUCGCCGCCCUGGCCGCCCUCUACUGGAAGACCUACGUCGUCACGUACGCCGCCAAGGCCCUCAUCUACAGCACCGCGAACUUCCUGCCGCCCGCGCCAAUCGUCGAGUUCAUCAAGUCUGCAGACCCCGUGGGGGCCGAGGGCGUCCUCUACCACGCGUUCUUCGACGACUUCUUCCGCGAGGACUGCGAGCAGCGGGCCCAUGGGGGCUACCGGAGGGUCGCGCAAGCCCCGGCUGUCUUCAAGCUCCUCGAGGAGGCGAACAUCAAUCUUCCGCAGCCCCAGGGGCCCCGCAUGCACAGCGCCGCAAGGCUUGUGCUCCUGCUGUUGGCCACGCUGCUUCCAAGCUUCGACCCUCAGAGACGCUUCUAG
Molecule: messenger RNA, 1341 nt
Organism: Giardia duodenalis
Lineage: Eukaryota; Fornicata; Diplomonadida; Hexamitidae
Exons: 1
Coding region: 1-1341 (446 amino acids)
Source: RefSeq, a predicted model, not a curated record